UGAUGGUGAACUGUCAAAGUGAAAAGAAGAAAAAAUGGCUGCUUUGUGUGUUUCAAUUUAAGUGGCAUGAAAAAUUACCAAUUUCUCAACUACGGUUUUAAGUUAUUUUUUACGAAAAAUUCGAACAAUCAUAGUUGCACGAAUAUUGUGCAAAAAUAAUAAGUAAGCAUAUAAAUAUGCAAUAAACAAUUUUUGGGUAAUAACUAGCUGUGUGCAGGUGAAAAAAUUACAAUGGAAGGCACCGAGCUGUGUCAAGAAGAAGACCGAUUGGUAUCUGCUUCGCCACAGCAAUCGAGUGAAAAUGUAGUCUACACGACGUCAGCACAAUCGAAUGCUUGUGUCCUAAGUUCCCCAACAAAUAGUCCAACCGAAGUAGCAGCAGCUGCUGCCUCUAACCAAAAGCUCGUCGACGAUGGUUAUCAGCAACACCAACAACAGAUACAACAGUCAACAAACGAUAACAGUAACAACACACAUCCAAUCGCAAGCGGAGUUGGGUGCGCCAAUACCAGCAGCAAUAACGCACAAAUCCAACAACGUCAUUCCACAAAUUCGACAAACGAAUAUACAUCAACACCGAAAUCCUCGCGCACAAGUGGCGGUACAACCAUAGGUGGCGCGAAUUCACCCAUAAACCUUGCCGGCAGUCAGUCGAACCAUGAAGAGAACACACCGACACAGCACUUCAAUAUCGAUUGUAGUGCCAUAAAUGAGUCACAGCAUAUCAGUAACGCAGAUGGUGUCUAUUUAGCAGAUAAUACGAAUAACAUUGCGUUCAGUAAUAGUAAUAAUGCUAGUAGUAGCGUUACAAAUAAUAAUUGCAAUAAUAAUACGAAUACAAAUACGAAUAGCAGUAGUAAUACGGGUGGGAAUGAUAUCAACGCGGUCGGUCGUGCACAACCGCAAUCAGCUGCAAUAGUAACUUCGACACCUUCCACAGCAACAGCAGCAGAAGGAGCAGCAGUAGGAGCAGCAGGAGGGGCAACGUCAGCUGUGUCAACAGCAAACACGUCAUUCGCAAAUACGGUGACAAUUGUUAUACCACCACGUCAAGCAUUGCUUCCCUGGGGCACACAUUCGCGCUCGUCCAUUAUCAACGUCUUACCCUUCACACAAGGUCUCGAUAUGCCGUUAACGCAGGGUGGCAAUGAGGCCAACGCCACACCGCCGCGUCCUGGAGAAAUUGUUAUGCGCAAUUUGUUUAGCGAUUUCACCGUGCAGGCAGAGAAGAAGAUCGAAUUGGUUAUGCUGGAGAGCGCCGAUAAGCAUUUGUCGAAGCUACUGCAACGUGGUGAGGAUCAACAGUUCGAUCAAUUGCUCUCAGCGCUUGGUUCAGUUGCCGAGCAUUGCUUGCCAUCGUUAUUACAUACACUGCUCGCUUGGCAUCGCCGUCAAUUGUCCGAUGGCGAGAUAAAAAAUGAUCUCAAACGCAUUGAAAGAUAUGCACCGCCGAAACUCGCCACCGAUUUGGAAUUUCAGUUGCAACGCCGCGAAGCAGCUGUGGAGUUUAUAUUCUGUUUGGCACUCAUUGAAAUACUCAAACAGCUGCCCUUCCAUCCGGGUCAUGAGGAUCUUAUACGGAAUAUUGAGAAUUUGGCUUUUAAACACUUCAAGCACAAGGAAGGCCAACAAAACAAUCCGAAUGCGCAUAAUAUUCACAUAAUUGCCGAUUUAUACGCUGAGGUGAUAGGUGUUUUGGCACAGAGUCGCUUCUCUUCGGUGCGUAAACGUUUCAUGAGCGAAUUGAAGGAAUUGCGCGCCAAGGAGGCUUCGAAUACGACAACGCAGUGCAUUAUUAGCCUGCUGAUGGGUAUGAAAUUUUUCCGUGUCAAGAUGGUCCCAAUUGAGGAAUUCGAGGCUUCCUUUCAAUUUAUGCACGAAUGUGGUCAGUAUUUUCUAGAAGUUAAAGAUAAGGACAUUAAGCAUGCGCUGGCGGGUUUAUUUGUGGAGAUUCUAGUACCAGUAGCUGCGGCUGUGAAAAAUGAGGUCAAUGUUCCUUGUGUUAAAAAUUUCGUUGAGCUUUUGUAUGUACAAACGCUGGAUGCUUCAACAAAAUCGAAACACCGCUUAGCAUUAUUUCCGUUAGUAACUUGCCUGCUAUGUGUGUCGCAAAAAACCUUCUUCCUUUCAAAUUGGCAUUACUUCUUGGCCAUGUGUUUGAGUAAUUUAAAAAAUCGCGAUGCCAAAAUGAGUCGUGUAGCGCUGGAAUCUCUCUAUCGCCUCUUAUGGGUCUACAUGAUACGUAUAAAAUGUGAAUCGAACUCAGCGACACAUUCGCGUCUACAAAGCAUCGUGAACUCACUAUUUCCAAAGGGUUCCAAAGGUGUCGUGCCACGUGAUACGCCGUUGAAUAUUUUUGUAAAAAUUAUACAAUUCAUUGCUCAAGAGCGCUUAGAUUUUGCAAUGCGUGAGAUUGUUUAUGAUCUACUUUGUGUGGGACGCUCAAUUAAGUUAAUUUUGAAUCCGGAACGCAUGAGCAUUGGCUUGCGCGCUUUUCUUGUUGUUGCCGAUUCCCUGCAGCAAAAAGACGGUGAACCACCUAUGCCACGCACCGUGCCCGUCUUGCCGUCCGGCAAUACGUUGCGUGUGAAGAAAACCUACAUUAAUAAAAUGCUGACUGACGAUACGGCGCGUAGUAUUGGCAUGUCUACAUAUUUUCCACAUGUCCGUCGCGUUUUUGUCGAUAUCCUACGUGCACUGGACGUACAUUACGGUCGUCCGUUGAUGAUGACCAAUACGCAGAAUCAAAAUAAAGAACCAGAUGAAAUGCUUUCGGGUGAACGUAAACCACGCAUUGAUCUCUUUCGUACAUGUGUCGCCGCUGUGCCGCGUCUCAUACCGGAAACGAUGACCGCCCAAGAGCUUGUGGACUUGCUCUCACGACUCACCGUCCAUAUGGAUGAGGAGUUGCGCAUAUUGACACAUCAAUCGUUGCAAACGUUGGUUAUAGAUUUUCCGGAUUGGCGUCAGGAUGUCGUGCACGGUUACACACAGUUUCUGGUGCGCGAUGUCACCGACACUUAUCCGCAAUUAUUGGAGAAUUGCACAAGAAUGCUAUUUGUAUUCCUCAAUAUUUGGCGUUGUGCAAUAAAUGUCAAUGGUAAUGGAAAUUCUAACAACAAUGCGUUGAAGACCUCUAUGACAGCUGUUGGUGUUGGAGGUGGAAAUGCAACAACGGGGGUUGUAACGGGCGUUGGCGUUGCCGGUGCCGGUGGCGUAACAGUACCGGGCGGUUUAGUUAGUGUGGGUGCUGGCAAAGACACCGCUACCAGUCAACUUUCAAGCGCUAGUAAUGUGAAGAGCGUAAAUACGAAUUCAAGUGGCGCUUCGAGUAUCACCUCAAGUGGUAUGUCUAGUAUUACACAAACAACUGUUAUAAAUAUUGGCGAUGCGGCUAAGAAGAAUGAGAUACCUCUGGUGACAACAUUGCAUUUUGUUGAGGGCUUUGCUUUGGUCUUACUAUGCCAUUAUCGACCAUUUUUAAGAAAGUUGGCAGCUAUGAUUCUCAAAGAAGUUAAAAAUCUAAUGAAGGCGCUUGGUAUACCAGAGACUGAGCCACCCGUUAUCGACGUAAUUGACAAGUGUUGUCCACAGGUCUUAGAAAAAUGUCUACCACACUUACCGCCCUCGGAGAAGACUGCAAUACUCAAUGCAAAUGCUAUUGAUUUGCAAUGGAUUACGGAACGUACAAGCGGUGUGUGGAUGGCUGGUCUAAUACUAGAUGUUUCCUUAGAUACCUCCAAAUCAUCUACAUCGACGCUCAAUCUAUCACAAGGCAGCACGACACAUCAACAGCAACCCUUCGAUCCCUGGUCUAUGGUACUAUUUGGUUUCUUGGAACGUAAUCGCAUACUACAACAGUGCCCCUCUGCUGUGGCGCAAGCUUGGCCCAUUUGUUAUUCGCGUGUGACAACACUUUAUAGUGUCAUAGAUCCGACCCCAGUCAGCGAUAAUCGUGCUUCCCUGCUGCGUAGCUCAGCGCCAACAAAGAAAGUGCCCACCGAAAGUCAAAAAGAUCUCUAUUUAAAAUUAUGGCGCAAUCAAGUGGCUUGUGCCAUGCGUCUGGUGCCACAAAUACCCAGUGUUGCGGUACGUUGUGCGUCACCGGAUUUGAGUUUGAGUCUACAAGAUCAAUCGGACUCACGUUCACUAUCCGAUUCUUUGGAUAAUAUACCAUCAAAUGUGUUUGGACCCGAAGGAAUUGUUACACGCUUUACGCUGCCGCUAUCAUAUGGCCGUAAGGAGGCACGACAAAAACGACUUGGCUCAUCGCCCGACUCUUUGAAUGCUGAUCGCAGUGAUAAAUCCGUUAUGGGUUCGGCAUCGCCGCAAGCGCUUUAUAAGUUGGUUGUGCCGUUGUUACGCUGUGAGGUGGUAGAUGUGCGUGAUGCGGCUGUAAAUGCACUUGGCAUGAUAAAUCAUGACGCCCUGAAGGAUUUAAUGGAAGAGCUAGUCGUCUACAUACGCGAAGCAGUCGACAGGAAACAGGAGAAUAUGCGUCGGCGACGUCGGCGUGAUGCAUUACGCUUACAGCUUGUACGUGUGUUGGAGAAAAUCGCAGAAAAUGGCACUUUUGGUGUGAGCACUUGUGUCCUGGAGCGCGAUACCAUGUCCCUACAUCCAACGUUUGUCGAAUACAUUGAAGGCGCCAUACAAUAUCUACUAGCCGAAACGGAUAAGGAUAAUACUAGUAUACGCGAAGUGAAAGCACAUUUUUGCAAUUUCAUAAGGAAAAUGAUUAAGAAUUUCUCACUUGAGUCAUGCGGUACUCUACUCACCCGCGAGCUCAAGAGAAAUCUUUUCAAUUUAUUUGCAACUUGGUGUGGCUCAUUUUCAAAACCAUUGGGAUUCACCUCACAAAUUGGACAGACACCAGAUGAAGAGAAGCUGCAAUUUAGUGCAUUACAGGCUCUAUCUGCUCUUCUUUGUUGCGGACACAUAUUUCAUCCACCAUAUCUCUCCGAUUAUGGCAUUAUUUACGAAUGGCUCGAUAUGUUGCUGACAUCUAAAGAUGAAAAGAUCUAUCUAUUGGCCCGCGACACAGUUGUUCUAUUGCUUGAAUCGAAUCCGGAUAGUGGAGUAUUAUUAGAAUGGGUAAUUGAUCGUUGUUAUACGUCGACACCGCGUGAAGCAGAUGCUUGCUUUUUGGCUUUGGCGUCAAUCUUUAGUGCAAGAGAAUAUCCUUGUGAUCAUUACACAUCUGUUAUUACUGUCACCCUUCUAAUGACCGGCUGUCCACGUGUUGAAGUGCAUUCCACCGCAUUACAGUUAUUACAAAUUUUGGAUAAACGUUUCUUUGGCAGCGUUGCUUCGCUACACAGUGAUAAUGAGAAAGAAGAUGACAAACAAGUCGGCACUUUGGACACUCUGCUCAGCAGCGCUUACUGUCGUUCGCAGCGCUUUCUGUCCAAACAAUUGGCACAGCUGCGCCCUGAAUUGACUAUGUCAAUGUUCUCUGAAAUAACCCAUCGCUUUCAGACGGCACGUGAGGAUGUGCGUGCAUUGCUGAUACAAUGUCUAUUGCCAUGGCUACAUAAUAUGGAGUUGGUGGCCACAAGUGUACCACCGGCAACACCAUUAUCGUACAUUAUGUAUUUUCCUGAUUCUGGUACGCGAGGACGAAGAGAAGGCACAGGUUCGACAGAGGCAACCGAAAUGAUUUUAAAUAAUCUCUUUUAUAUCACAGUGAAGUUCUCUGAUACACAUCCGCGUGACAUUGAAGAGCUUUGGGGCACACUCUGCCAAUUCUGGCCAAACAAUCUGAAGGUCAUCCUACGGUACUUGGUUAUAAUGAGCGGCAUGGCGCCCAAUGAACUUUUGCCCUACGCGAAACGAGUUGCACUAUAUCUCGCCCGCACCUGUCCCGACCGUCUACUCGACGAAUUGAUGGUGGAACUGCAAACUGUGGAAACACUUAAUUGUUUAAUUGAACGCACGGAGACGCCGCCAUUUUAUCGUUUAACAAGCAUGAGGAAAGCUUCCAGUCAUUCUGCCGAUGGCCAAGCUGUUGGUGGCAUCAAUGACUCGCGUAUUCAAGACUUAAUUGUUGAAAAGGGUACAAUACAUACAAAACGUCAUAGCGGUGAGGAUCCUAUAAAGACAGGAACGUGUAAAUCUGAUAGCGGCAUACGCGCCUUCACACAAACCACCAAUAAUCGACCACCUCGCGGUGCUGAUAAAAUACGUGCUGCCUCUGGGCCAUCGAUAUUACCACGGCCGGAAGACAUACUAAUUAAUGAUGCUGAGUUACGGCAAGAGGAGAACGUCGAGUUGCGCUCAGCAGACGCACCACUAGCGCCACAUCCACUGCCUAUGCCCGAGUAUGGUGGUUACUUUGCGCCACUCACUGAAUUCCUGCCAGAUGUCAGCCUACCAAUCAGCGGCUUUCAUCGUUGCAACGUUGCCGUGAUGCUGUUAACGGACAUUGUUGUCGACGGUAUUCCGGGUAUUGAUUGGACUUUGCAUUUACCUUUGAUGUUGCACAUUUUAUUUUUGGGUCUAGAUCAUACGCGCGUAAUUGUGCGGGAGCAUUGCAAGCAGCUUUGCAUUAAUUUACUGAUCGUUUUGGCCGAGCAUAAUGACCAUCUGACAGUCGCUCGUAUUUUAUUAAACAGCGAAACCACAAAACUUGACUUGGGGCUAUCGGUGCCGCAAUUACCGGUGAUUGACAAUGUGUUUACAGAAUCCAAUCAAGAAUUCGACAGCUAUUUGUACAACGUGAACUCCUGCAGCUUGCCGCACUCAAAUUCAAGUGUCAUGCAUGCGAUGAACGUCAAUGCUGUGACAGCAACUUUAACGGCUGUGAAUUUGCAAAAUGUUCAAGCAACGUAUUUCAACGCUAACCAACAACAACAACAGCAGCAGCAGCAGCAGCAACAACAGCAACAAAUAGUGCAACAACAACAGCAGCAUACCAAUAUGCAACAGCCACCGCCAUUACCACCACCGACAACACAAUCGCCCCAACUGCAGCAGCAGCAGCAGCAACAACAACAACUACAACAGCAAUCGCAGCCGCAGUCGCAGCAACAGCAUCAGCAGCAACAGCAAAAUCAGCAAUCAACUCAACAGCAACAUCAUCAAGUUGUCUUGAAUGUCGGCAACAUACAAAUAAACCCCAACACUUCGGAGAACUCUGAAGUGCCGCUGAUAAUAACCGAUGAGAAUGCACCACCGCAACCCGGGCCCACCAUGCUAAUCUCGCAUGUAAUCAAAAGUUUACUAAAGUUUCUUGCACAAGACACCUGCCAGCCGUUGUGGAAUUACGAGGAUAUCACGGCUAAAGUGUGGAUGGUUAAGUCAGCCGAACAGCUUAGUUGCUUCCUCAAACACAUGGUGAAAGUAUUUGCCGAUAGCUAUACGCAGGCACGCAUUGCUGAACGCUGGGCACAAACCGCACUACAAUUGGGCUUAUCUUGCUCCUCACGUCACUAUGCCGGCCGCUGUUUGCAGAUAUUUCGUGCACUCAACGUGCCCAUCAACUCGCGUAUGCUCUCCGAUAUAUUGUCGCGUUUGGUGGAGACUGUCGCGGAGCAGGGUGAAGAUAUGCAGGGCUAUGUAACAGAGUUGCUGCUAACUCUGGAGGCGGCUGUAGACAGCUUAGAUUCUGAUUUCCGACCGCUUGAUGUUAUGAAAGACAUCUUCAAGAGCACACCGAAUUUGAAUAACAAAGAUGGUGGGCCAAAUUCCAUACUACCAGGCAAGAAAUCACCCUCGGGUGGUAUUGUGCCGCAAUCGCCUAACUUCUCAGUGCAAAGCCAUGCACGCAGCACCAGCUAUUCGGUCACCUACUGUGCUCGUAAGAGCACCAAUUCGCCAUGCGAUAAGCAAGUUGAACUACGCAAUCGUGCAUCUGGCAUGUCCGGUAUGUCUGUGAUGUCUGAAAUGGAGAGAAAUGCCGCCAAGUUUGGCGGUUCGGCUUUGUCGCGUUCGCGUAGCGCUCAAAGUUUGAAAAUGUUGGGUGACAGCGCCACACAGGAUGAUAAAAUGACUAUAUUGGCUCAACUUUUCUGGUUGUCUGUCUCGCUAUUGGAGAGUGAUUAUGAGCAUGAAUUUCUUUUGGCUGUACGUUUAUUGACACGUGUGUUGCAUCGCCUGCCACUUGAUCGUCCGGAUGCACGAGAUAAAGUUGAAAAGUUACAACAACAACUUAAGUGGGCAUCAUAUCCGGGUGUGCAUGCUCUACUAUUGAAGGGCUGCACACACACAUCCACAUAUGAGCCAACAAUAACGCUACUCUCACAAUUCGCACCGAUGCUCAACUUGCCCGUAUGUGAUCCAACACAAAGCUGUGCAUUCCCAAUGAAUGUCAUCUCUCUGCUGCCCUACAUGUUGUUGCACUAUGAAGAUGCAAAUGAGAUUUGCAUCAGAAGCGCAGAGAAUAUAGCACAGGUUUCAUCCGAACUUGGCGCCAAAUUGGAGAAUCUCGGUACGGUAAUGACACUCUACAGUCGUAAGACCUUCUGCAAGGAAUCAUUUCAAUGGACGAAAUGUGUUGUGAAAUAUCUACAUGAUACAUAUGCACAUAUGGGCCUACACAUGUUGGCUUUCCUCAUCGAGGUACUAGAGAAGGGACCACAACAGAUCCAAGUGCCCGUUUUGAAUGUGAUACAUUGCAUGCUGCACUACGUUGAUCUCUCCGCGCCACAAGCGCAAACUAUUAAUAGUGAUUUACUACGCGCUAUCGGAAAAUAUUUGGAUACCGUCAAUUGGAAGGAUGCGCUGAAGAUAUUGAAAUUGAUUGUAACACGCAGCUCCUCACUGCAAGUGGUGCCGCCAAGUGAAGGUUGUAGUGCCGGUUUAUCGUUCUCCUUCUAUGGCACAUAUCCGGAUUCGGAUAUGUUCUGUAAAAAGGAACUUGCUGGCCGCACAAUGGAGUUCACCUUCGACGUCUCACAGACACCACUCAUCGGUCGACGCAUUCUGCUUAAAACGGAUGACAAUCCCACAAUUAUUGGUGGCACAAAUUCAUCGAAUGCAUCUACGAAUACCACCGUUACGACAGCCAGCAGUGCGACUGUGCUAAAUAAUGCUGCUGGUGGCGUAGCAGGCGUUGUUGGCGCACAAUCACGAAAUGUUGGUAAUAUGAAUGCCGCUGGACAAGGCGGAGGACAGGGCAAUUUCAAUACGUCUACGGGUGCUGGUGCACACUUGCAGCAUAACAACAGCGCUGUGGGCACACCAAAUUCACCACGACGCAGCGCUAGCCUCUCGCCGGCUGACUCUGCGUCACUUAGCGGCUGGAAACGCCCCUGGAUGUCUCAGGGUCGGGUACGCGAAUGCCUGGUUAAUCUAUUGACCACUUGCGGUCAGCGUGUGGGCUUGCCAAAAUCACCAUCGGAUGAUUUCAUUAACUCUAUUUGCUCAAAGGUUAUAUUCAGCCAAUCUUCCGAUUUGAUGGAGCGCCAGUCGUCGGCUGCUUCGUCUACGGAAGAAACCUCCGGACCGCAAGGUGAUCUCAGCAGCGGUUCACGGCGUGAUGACGGUCAGCCCGACUUUACAGUUUUCAAAGAUUUCGAUUUCCUCGAGUACGAAGAUAGCAUUGCCGGUGAAUCGACAGAUAAUUUCAAUUGGGGCGUUAGACGUCAUCAACUAUUCGAGGGUGAUGAAGAACGCUUAACUUGUGGCAGUGGCAUUGGCGGCAGCGCUAGUGGCGCUGGUGGCGGUGGUGGUGGUGGUGGUGGUGGUUCCAUCAAGGGCGGUCACUCCUCUGCGCUGGAGGAUAGUUUUAGUGAGAAAACACCCAUUUUGAGUAAGAGACGUCGACAAACUGCCGACGAUUCAUCAGAUGAGGAUGGCGAAUCGGAGUCGCCCAUCGAUGAAGAUCAUCGUCAAUCGUUUAUGAAGUCCACAUACAAUGUUGGACCGCCCACAUCGUUGAGUCUACGCGAACGUCGUCGUCGUAACUCAGUUUCACGCAGCGACACGAGUGGCUCAAGCGCUGGCGAUCUUGGUGAUAUAACACCCUGCAAUGCGUCACCACAUCUGCCGGGCAUUAUACGCUUUGGUGCACCCAUACGCGAUGAGGCGGAGGAGAAUUGGCGUAAGCAACUGCAAUCGAUGUUGAUAAAUCAGCCCUCGGCGCACACCUCCGAAUUGUUGAUGCAGCUUUAUCGGCUCAUAAAAGAGUUGACUUUCAAGACGAUUAGCAUAUCGAAGGAGGCAAAGAAAUAUUUCACCGGCAUUGGCUCACAAUUGGGCAAUCGUAUAUCAUUGUUUACCGAUUUGCUCAGCUCGCGUGCUGAUCCGCCGCGUGUUUGGUGUAGUGAUGUACAGACGACCACACCGAGACUUUUUGAGACGCUGCGCUUCAAUGUGCUGGAGGUGCAAGAGCACUUGGAGACCUUCUUCGAUCGAAAAGAUCAGGUGCUGGAGUGCUUGGAUGCGGUGAAAACGUCAUGCAAAUUGUCGCUCUUCAAUGAAGCGGAUGUCGCGGCGUCGAGCAUGGAGUUGGCAACCAACACCAAUAUUGGUUACAUGACCUUCGAUCCGGCCUCCUCCGAAGUGGUACUAGACUUGGGUCGCUCGCUCUAUAAAUUAAUGUUUCAACUUUUGCUACUCAUCGAAUCGAAUCACAAAAUAUCGUCGAAUGUGGUUAACCAUUUUAGGAUUAAUGAAAAUAUGCAUGACAUAUCCGAUUUAUAUGCGCUGGUGCGUGACGCUCUGGUGCGCAGUGUUAGUGAAGCAGAGCUUGAGUGUUUCGAAGCGGCUUCCACAUCCACCGAAGGCGAACACACGCCCACACCCUCACCGGGUAUACCAAUGACCAGCGAGGAAUUCGAGACGACGCUGCAAGAGCUCAUCGAGGCACAGAAAUGGUCUGUGGCCAUAACGCAUGUACGCCAAUACAAGCGUAUCUCCCAAAUGACUGCGUCCAACCCGAACCUAACCAUCUUCAGUUACAACAAUUUGGAUAGCCGUUUGAAAUUCGAUGAAAUGUCUAUUAUAUUGAAUGCAUAUGCGCAGACUAUAAUGAAGGAUCGUACGGAGGCCUUCAUAGUCUCCAAAUCUGACUCGGAACUCUUCGAGGUGUACGCUAUACUCUCGGAAAAUCUCUAUCAUGUCUCCAGCGCGCUCACUACUAUGGAAAUAAAUAUGAAGAGCUAUUCGAGCAGUUCGGCGGCGGCAGCGGCUGCCAUUGCAGCUACACGUGGCGAAAGCAGUGACGCUGUAACAAAUCUUUAAGAAUCCAUUUAGUAUUAAACAAAAAAACAAAAAAAAAAAAUUGCAAAUAAAUCAGUGAACGAAAA
Messenger RNA from Ceratitis capitata (Mediterranean fruit fly), 11249 nucleotides. RefSeq names its product protein furry (gene fry). Gene Ontology annotation, biological process: neuron projection development; cell morphogenesis. NCBI's taxonomy places the organism in Eukaryota, Metazoa, Arthropoda, Insecta, Diptera, Tephritidae. Gene Ontology annotation, cellular component: cell cortex; site of polarized growth. The record is from RefSeq and is a predicted model, not a curated record. Bases 232 to 11184 code for a protein of 3650 amino acids. The transcript is spliced from 38 exons.